This is a messenger RNA of Choloepus didactylus (southern two-toed sloth), 2542 nucleotides long. It is a transcript of the gene WSB1, whose product is annotated as WD repeat and SOCS box containing 1. The transcript has 9 exons. Gene Ontology annotation, molecular function: protein binding. NCBI's taxonomy places the organism in Eukaryota, Metazoa, Chordata, Mammalia, Pilosa, Megalonychidae. Gene Ontology annotation, biological process: intracellular signal transduction. The record is from RefSeq and is a predicted model, not a curated record. Bases 291 to 1556 code for a protein of 421 amino acids.
UUGUCUUUAGUGUCUUGUUUUCAGUCGGCGAGUGGAAGGUGGUGUGUGGCGUUAGGUGUGAGGCAGGACACAGGAUCUUUUGUCUGUGUUUGUCUCCGUAGUUUGGCUCGAGGCCUUCCCGAACUUUCCCGGGGCAGUCGGCAGAAGCCGCCGCAACCGCCCCCGCCUCUCCCCUCUGUCUCCGGGACCGGGAGGGCACAAGCUUCGCGUCACGCCCCUCAGCGCUCGCCGCUCCCUUCUCUCUCGUUGAGUCCGCCUCGUAGCCCCGGAAACUAGACGGUGCCCCAUAGAUGGCCAGCUUUCCUCCGAGGGUCAACGAGAAUGAGAUCGUGAGAUCACGUACCAUAGGAGAACUUUUAGCUCCAGCAGCUCCUUUUGACAAGAAAUGCGGUCGUGAAAACUGGACUGUUGCUUUUGCUCCAGAUGGUUCGUACUUCGCUUGGUCACAAGGACAUCGUACAGUAAAACUUGUUCCGUGGUCCCAGUGCCUCAAGAAUUUUCUCUUGCAUGGCACCAAGAAUGUCACCAAUUCGAGCAGUUUAAGAUUAUCAAGACAAAAUAGUGAUGGUAGUCAGAAAAAUAAACCUCGUGAACAUAUCAUUGACUGUGGAGAUAUAGUCUGGAGUCUUGCUUUUGGGUCUUCAGUUCCAGAAAAACAGAGUCGCUGUGUAAAUAUAGAAUGGCAUCGAUUCAAAUUUGGACAAGAUCAGCUACUCCUUGCCACAGGAUUAAACAAUGGGCGUAUCAAAAUAUGGGAUGUAUAUUCAGGAAAACUCCUCCUUAACUUGGUAGAUCAUACUGAAGUGGUCAGAGAUUUAACUUUCGCUCCAGAUGGAAGCUUGAUCCUAGUGUCAGCUUCAAGAGACAAAACUCUUAGAGUGUGGGACCUGAAAGAUGAUGGAAACAUGAUGAAAGUAUUGCGGGGGCAUCAGAAUUGGGUGUACAGCUGUGCAUUCUCUCCUGACUCUUCUGUGCUGUGUUCAGUCGGAGCCAGUAAGGCAAUUUUCCUUUGGAAUAUGGAUAAAUAUACCAUGAUACGGAAACUAGAAGGACAUCACCAUGAUGUUGUAGCUUGUGACUUUUCUCCUGAUGGAGCAUUACUGGCUACUGCAUCUUACGAUACUCGAGUGUACAUCUGGGAUCCACAUACUGGAGACAUUCUGAUGGAAUUUGGGCACCUGUUUCCCCCACCUACUCCAAUAUUUGCUGGAGGAGCAAAUGACAGAUGGGUACGAUCUGUAUCUUUUAGUCAUGAUGGACUGCAUAUUGCAAGCCUUGCUGAUGAUAAAAUGGUGAGGUUCUGGAGAAUUGAUGAGGAUUAUCCAGUACAAGUUGCACCUUUGAGCAAUGGUCUUUGCUGUGCCUUUUCUACUGAUGGCAGUGUUUUAGCUGCUGGGACACAUGAUGGAAGUGUGUAUUUUUGGGCCACUCCAAGGCAAGUUCCUAGUCUCCAACAUUUAUGUCGCAUGUCAAUCCGGAGAGUGAUGCCGACCCAAGAAGUCCAGAAACUGCCAGUUCCUCCCAAAGUUUUGGAGUUUCUCUCCUAUCGUGUUUAGAAGACUCUGUCUUCGCUAUUCAUAGGGACAGAAAGAAUAAGAAUACGUUUUGCAAAAACCUCAAGCUUUACUGAUUUCAAGUAUCUGUUUAUAAAGGUUUAGAAGAUUUAUUUAAUUUGCUACAUUCUUGUUCUGCAUCAGUUGAGUUUUUAAAAUACUAUUUAUAGACUAGAGAAGGAUUUCUGAAGAUAUCAGAUGUAAAUUUUUUUAAAGAUCUAACUGUGAAAACGUAUACAUACAUGUAUAUAUUUAGAUAGAAGCUGCUAUUUGUUGAGUGGACCCUUUUGCUUUUCUAAUUUUUAGUGUCUGACAUGUAUAUAUUGCUUCAGGAGAGCUGCAAAUAUGUAUCUUUGCUGUAAAAUGGAAGGAAUUUUUUUAUUCUGGGAAAGUUAGAUGGUAAAUAUUAACCUAUAAAAGCUGAAUUGCCUCAUACUCAAUGUUUUUGGUGGGGGAGGAUCAGAAAGCUGAUCUGCAACUAAAACACAGUUUUUGUCUAGGGAAAGGAUUUUAUUUUCCUUAAGAAUGGCAUCUGAGAGGUAGAGUUUGAAUGUGUCAUUAAAUAUAGAACAGUGCCAGAAUACAACUGGUUAAAAGGGUAUACGCUUUUUUGUUUUUUGUCUGUCUAAUUAGUGCUGCGGGCCUUAAUUUUGGAAAGCAGCUUUCUACUUUAGCCCUUGUGAUACAAAGUAUUAUAAAUUUUAGUCAAUUUGAAAAGUCCAUCUACUGUAUUAUUGCUAAAUAUUUUGUUUGUACUAAGGGACAGUUAUUUUUUAAGAUAAUGGAUUUUUUUUUAUACAUACUCUGUUUCUGCAGGGGGUGAUAUUGGUGACUUGCCAAAGAGAAGCAAUACAGUAUAUCUGCUUUUGCUUUCUGUUAUUUAUCUCACCUGCAUAUAUUAAGAAUGUAUGCAUUAUGUAAAAUGCUUGAUUAUAUAUUUUUGUUGACUUUUUUAAAAUUAAACACUUGUGAAAACAAAUGAAAGAAAA